Molecule: messenger RNA, 4179 nt
Organism: Parnassius mnemosyne (clouded apollo)
Lineage: Eukaryota; Metazoa; Arthropoda; Insecta; Lepidoptera; Papilionidae
Source: the annotation of a GenBank genome assembly
AUGUCUAUCUAUGGGAAAGUGCCAGUUUUCGAUUGCAAAAUAGAUGAGUGGGUGGUACACGUAGCACAACUAAACAACUUCUUUAUUGCAAAUGGAAUCGACGAUAUCACAGAUGCUCAAAGAGUGAGAAGACGGGCAAUUUUAUUGAAUAGCAUGUCACAAGACUCAUAUCGUCUUACUCGUGAUUUAUUGUAUCCAAAUACGCCUGAAUCAACCGAUUACAAGGCGAUUAUUGCUGCGCUUGACGGCCACUUCGACCCAAAAAAGUGUAUAUACGCUGAAAGACAAAAGUUUUAUUCGGCUAAAAAGGACCCUCACGAGUCAAUGGUGGAGUAUGCUGCUCGUCUUCGUGGACUAGCAUCGGCAUGUUGUUUUGGUACAGCUCUAGAGAUGUGUUUGACGGAUCGUUUUGUACUUGGUCUUGACACUGCGUCGGCCCGAGAGAAAUUAUUUAGAGAAGAUCCCAAUCAGCUAAAACUAAAUAAGGCACUUGAAGUAGCUUGUGCAGUUGAAAGUGCGCAGCGUAUUGUUUCCGCUGGCGAUUCAGCAGAGUUAAUUAAGUCUGAACCUGUGCUAUAUACGGACUCGCGGCGAAAAGCUACUGCAAGCGGCGGUACACGAGGCGGUCGCGCCCGUCGUGGCGGCGACGGCGGAGCCCCCAGGUGUAGUGUGUGUGGUGCGAGGUCACACGAUACCUCCGUAUGUGGCUAUCGUCAUCUGUCGUGCAAUUUGUGUGGUGCAAAAGGGCAUUUAAAAAGAAUGUGUUCUAAGAGAUACUACGUACAUAACGAGAUUACAACCAAAAAGGACAAAAUUGUGAAAAAGCAGCAUAAUGGUAUGCAGAAUAAUUACAUUUUGGAAGGUAGUGAUAGGGACGAAUGUAAUGAUUUUUCACCAAUUAAUAAUGUUAGAGAUAUAAAUAAUGAAUCACGUAUUAAUACUAUUUUAUGUAAGGAAGAAAAACCGAUAUCUCUUGAAGUUAUGGUGCGAGGUGUUACUCUUAGUAUGGAGGUUGAUUCCGGUAGUGGGGUAUCAGCGCUGCCCGCGCGCAUAUGGUAUAUGUAUUUCUCGCGAAACUUGUCACUCGGUGAGUCCAAUAAAACUUUAUAUACAUACAGUGGUUCUGCUUUAAGGCUAUUGGGCAUGUGUUACUUACCAGUCACAUAUAAUAAUGUAACGCAUAAUAUAAAAUUUUAUGUUGUUGAAAAUGGCCCGGUUCCCUUGCUCGGUAGGGACUUUAUGACAAAAUUUAAUUUCGCUUUUAUCUCAUUAAAUUAUUGUUCAGUAGAUAAAGAAAAAUUUAUUUUGUCGAAAUAUAAAACAUUAUUUUCUGGUGGGUUGGGCACGUUCAAUAAAUAUAAGUUAACGCUACACUUAAAAGAAGGUGUCACACCAAAAUUUUUUAAAGCUAGGCCGGUGCCUUUUGCGCUCAAAGAUAAGGUAAGCGCAGAGUUGGACCGAUUAGUGCGCGCUGGCAUACUCAAACCGGUUUCUUAUUCUAAUUACGCGUCACCGAUUGUUGCAGUAUUAAAGAAAAAUAAUGACGUACGUAUUUGCGGCGAUUAUUCUAUGACGAUCAAUAAGGCCCUAAUAAUUGACUCUUAUCCAUUGCCCAAAAUAAGUGAGUUAUGUGCAUCGUUACACGAUUGUCGUUACUUUAGUAGGCUUGAUUUAUCAAAUAGUUAUAAUCAGUUCCUUCUAGAUGAUGAGUCACAAAAAUAUACAUGUAUCAAUACGCAUAAAGGUCUUUUUGUUUAUACAAGAUUAGUGUUCGGUUUGUCAAAUGCGCCAGCUUUGUUCCAGCGUGCUAUGGUGCAACUGCUGCAGGGCAUAGAUGGCGUGGAGUGUUUCCUCGACGACUUGUUAAUCGCGGCUCCGACCGCCGAAUUACAUUGGGAACGUGUCGAUUUGGUACUAAAUCGUCUAAGAGACGCCGGGCUAAUGCUCCAGCGCUCGAAAUGUUCAUUCUUCCAAAAUAAAAUAGAAUAUUUGGGUUUUGUUAUUGAUCGUUUUGGCCUUCAUAAAAAUCCGGAUAAAAUAAAGGCUAUUACACAGGCAAGGGUGCCAGGAAACGUCCGACAAUUAAAAUCAUUUUUGGGUUUAUUUAACUUUUACCGUAGCUUUAUACCGCAAGCGGCGGUCAUUCUUGAACCAUUACAUAAUUUACUGCGAAAAAAUAUGAAAUGGGAAUGGACGGCGGAACAUCAGAAAUCAUUCGAUGCUAUCAAAGACGAGUUAUGUUCAAGUCGCGUACUGGCGCACUUUGACCCGCGGCAGCAGCUGGUUCUGACAGUGGAUGCGGCCCCCGGCGGGCUAGGCGCGGUGCUCGCGGUGCGCUACCCCGCGGGUGCCGAGCGCCCGAUCAGUUACGCUUCGCGUGCUCUCACUAAAAGUGAGCGUGGCUAUAGUCAAAUUAUGAAAGAAGCGACUGCCAUUAUUUAUGGAAUCAAAAAAUUCCAUCAAUAUCUUUAUGGCCGCCAGCAACCAUUUAUUUUGAGAACAGACCACAAGCCCCUCCUUUCUAUUUUCUCCCCCGAUAAAGGAGUUCCUCAUAUGUCCGAAGCGAGACUGCAACGGUAUGCUUUAUUUCUUGCUGCCUAUAAUUAUAAAAUUGAGUUCAUUAAUAGUGAAUCUAAUGUAGCUGAUUAUUUGAGUCGGUUUCCCAUUGAUUGUGAUUCGUCGCAGGAUACGGCGCACGUAGAUGACGUCACCAGUUAUGUUAACGCGCUAGCGGCUGCUGGCGCGCCACUGCCCGCUUCAUUAGACGAGCUGCGGGCCGCUUUUCAUAAAGAUAAAGUUCUGUCACUUGUCAUGCAAUAUGUGACCAAAUCGUGGCCACGGAAAGUGUCAUCAGAACUUUUGCCAUAUAAUAGAUGCCAGCAUGAAUUAUAUGUUGAUAGCGGAGUUCUCAUGAGAGGUCACAGAAUUGUAGUGCCUACUGUUUAUAGGGCUGCUGUGCUACAAGAACUGCAUGCUGCGCACUUAGGAGUAAUUAAAAUGAAAAUGAUUGCUAGAGAACGCUGUUGGUACCCGGGUAUCGACAGUGACAUAGAAAACAUGGUUUCUAACUGUGGUCGUUGCAUAUCCUUGCGACCGUCUCCUGCGAAAGCGCGCUUGGAGUCGUGGGGGUGGCCUGACUCUGUUUUCGAAAGAAUCCAUUUAGAUUACCUCGGCCCAAUUCAUGGGAAGAUUUUUCUUGUACUAGUCGAUGCGCAUAGUAAAUGGAUUGAAUGCGAAUUAAUGUCAAAUUUUUUAUCAAAAGACCUUAUCAAUAAAUUAAAAAAUAUUUUUUCACGUUUCGGCAUUCCCAAUAAAAUAGUCACAGACAAUGCCAAAACCUUUGUUUCGUCUGAAUUUUCUAAGUACUGUACUGAUAAUGGCAUAACUCACAUUUUAUCUCCUGCGUACUCGCCACAGAGUAAUGGACUCGCCGAGAACGCAGUAAAGACUUGUAAGCGGUUUAUUGUGAAUGCUAUCAAGGAUUGUGGUUUUAAAGACUUCGCUAAUCACUUAGAUAACUAUUUGUUUCACUAUCGGAAUACACCGCAUUGUACGACGGGAGUAUCACCUGCAUCGCUUAUGUUCGGUCGGAAUUUACGUUGUAAACUUGAUUUGAUCGCUGUUAAGCGUUCAAAUUUAGAUCGAAAAUCUCUAAUACAUAAAAAUGUGUUAGUGAACCAAAAUCGUCAAAAAUUAUAUUUUGGUGGUAAAAUUAAAGCAUUUUCGAUUGGGGAGAAAGUUUGGGUACGAGACUAUCGAGCCAAUCCCAAAAGACCAACAUGGAUCCUUGGCCAGGUCGUUGCACGCUUAGGUAAAGUUCUAUAUGAUGUGGCGAUACAGAGAUCCGAUAUCAUUUGGAGACGUCAUGUGAAUCAGUUAAUGUCAGCCAAAUCAUAUAACAGCAGUCGUGGUGAAACGGCGUGGACGUUUGAGGAUAUGGACGUUGGGAGCACGGCAGGUCCCAGUGCCUCUCAUGAUACACCUGCAUCAUUACCUCUCAAUAGCCCAGGUGGUGCGCUAGCCGCACAACCACCGGGACCUGACGGCGGUGAGGCGGCACCGGUGCUGACUCACGCGGAGUCUGACAUGGGAGACGUGUCCCCACCGCCUCAAACCUCCACGACCAUGCGCACUCGAUCUGGCCGCGCGAUUAAACCACCUAAACGCUUAGUUCUAUAA